AUGACUGAUAUAAAUGAUAUAAUAAAAGAAAUAAUAUACCGGUCAGCUGAUGAAUGUAAUUUUAAUAAUGAAGAAUUAAAUUUCACCAGUAUUUUAAAAUUUUUUUAUGAUAUUACAAAUAAAUAUAAUGUGAAAAAACAAUUAUGUGAUGAAAUAUUUAACAAGUUAUUAAUAAUAUGUAAAAAUAUAAUUGAUGAUAAUAGUAUAACUGACCAUGAUAAUAAUAUAAUUAAUCGUAAUAAUAAUAUUAUUGAUAAUAAUGUAGAUAAAUUUAAUUAUUAUUAUAAUAAAAAUGAUGAGUAUAUGCAAACAAAUAUAAGACAUUCAGAUGAAUAUCAAAUUAGGGAUAUAAAAAAUUGUCAUAAUAAUAAUAUUAUUAGGGAACAUAAUAGCUAUUAUAAAAAUUCUGAAUAUGUUAAUCCUCUUAUCAUAUUAAAAAACGAUGAACACAAAAAUAAUAUUAAUAAUAAGAAUAAUACUUGUAGUACUAUUGUAAAAAUAAAACCUUUAUAUAAUGAAAAGGCAAAGGAAGAAAAAUUAGAUGUUUAUUAUUAUGAUAUUAAUAAAGACAAAAAAUUGAAUAACCUUUACUCUUCUUAUUUGUAUAAAAAUCAACAAAAAGAACAAAAAAGUAUUAUAUAUAAUGAUAAUAAUAAUAAUAUUAAUAAUAAUAAUAAUAAUAAUAAUCGUAGUCAUAAUAAUAUUAUUAUUUCUUAUAAUAAUCAAACUAUUCCUAUUCAUAAAGAAAAAUAUCCAUGCGUCUAUUUUAUUGAAGAUGAUAAUAUAAAAAAUAAUGAUGAUGAUGAUAACAAUAUAAUACAUAUAGAUGAGAAAUCAUUUCUACACAAAAAUAAUAGAAACUUGCUAAAAUUAUUUCUGAACGGAGAUAUAAUUCAUAAUGUAUAUAAAAAAAUUAUUAAAAAUAAACAUUUAAAAAAAACGAAUAGAAAUAGUUUGCAAGAUAAAAAUAGUAAAAUGAAAUUAUAUAAUGAAAGUAAUAUAUUCUUUACCUUUUGUAUUUUAAGAAAAUAUUAUUACACAUGGUUUCAACAUUCUUAUAAACAAAAAAUAUUACAAAAAAGACUUGAAAAAUAUAAUAAAAUAGUAAGAAAAAAGAUUUUGUUAAAAUAUUAUGAUUUGUGGUUUUAUUAUAAUGAAAAGAAAAAUUAUCUUAAAAGUGCUUAUGAUAAAUUUGUUAAUAAAAAAAAUAUAAAGUUAUUAAAACAAUUUUUUAAUAAUUUUAUUAAUAAAUAUAAAAAGAGAAAAAAAAAAAAUUUCAUUUACCUUGUUCAUAUUUUUAACGAAUGGAAAAAUUAUACUAAAAAAAGAAAAACACUUCAAUAUGCUACUAAAAAAAUUACUCAGAAAAAAAAAAAAAAAUUCUUCCUUUUAUGGAAAAAUAAUUUCUUGAACAAAAAAAUGAAAAAAAAGAAAAAAAAUGAAAUUCAAAAUAUUUAUAAUAAAAAUCUAGUAAUCAAAUGUUAUGUUCAUUUUAUUUUAUUUUAUAACAAAAGAAAAAAAGAACAUAUAAAUUAUUCUGUCAUAUAUAAUAAUACAAAAUAUAAUUUGUCUUAUAAAUACUUUUCAUUAUUUAUACAAAUAUAUAGAGAAAAUAUAUUUUUUAAACAAUAUUAUACAUUAUAUUUAGAAAAGGUUCGAAAUAUAUUUUUCAAAAAAUAUUUUACUAUUCUGAAAGAAUAUGUAUGUAAACGUAAAAAGUUACAAACAUCAUUUUUUAAUAUUAAUAGAAAUAAACAAAUUAAUUUUCUAAAGUUUUAUAUGGAAAAAUGGAUACAUAGAUAUAAUGAAAAAGCAAAAUUUAAUAACAUAUUGCAAAUUUAUCAUGAUAAAAAUAAGUUGUAUAUUUUUAAAAAGUAUUUUGAUAUUAUAAAAAAACAUAAAGAAAAAUCUUUUAAUUUGAAAAAGAAAUUUUUGUUUUUAUAUGAAAAAAAAAAUAAGGAACAAGUACAACACAUUUUUACAAACUGGAAAAAUUACUAUUCUAUAAAUUCAACCAAAUAUAUAUUAUUAUAUAAUAAAUAUAAAUAUAAGCUUUUAAUAAAUUAUUUUCACUUUUUGUAUAAUUAUAAAAAUUAUAGAAAAACGAAAAAGAAAAAAACAAAACAAAUGGAUGAUUAUUCAAAAAAUAAAUUAAAAACAAAAGCAUUUAUGAAAUGGAUCUUUUAUCAUAAAAAUUAUAAAAUAAAUAUACUUACAUUUUAUAAUUUCAAAAAUGAUGGCAACUUUUUUGUAUAUUUCAUUCUCAAAAUGUUAUGGAAAUAUCAGACCAUUGAUAACAAAACACAUUCAAAAACAUUCUUUGAUCUUAUUAAUUUCUCUAAUAUUAAUAUAAAUAUAAACACAUUAAUUUAUAUACAUAAAAAAUAUUUUACAAAAAAAAACAUUCAAAUUAAUGUCAAUAUUUUUUAUGAAAAUGUUAUGUUUGUUUAUAAAACAUUGAAUAUUGUCUUUUCAUAUAUACCUGUCUUAUUUUUUGUAAAUAUGAAUAAGUUGAAAUUUAAUUUGCCCUAUAUAUCCUUUGCAAUCAAAAUGGCCUUGUAUAAACGUAUAUUCGACACUUGGCUAGUCGAUUGUAGGAGAAUUAAACAAUUCAAGAAGUUAGUUAAUAACAAGUUGUUAAAAAACUAUUUUAUGCGUUUUUUCUCAUUGAUUCAGAAAAAGAAGAAAUUAAACAACGAACUAAUAAAGUAUAAGUAUAAAAGAAAAAUAAUAUUAAAAAAGAAGCUUUUUUCUACUUGGGUCUUUUUGUGGAACAAAUAUAUAAAUUUUCGUUCUAAUUUUGAGAAAUUUGAUGUAAAUAAUAAAAGGAAAAGAAUUAAGAAAAUAUGGAUGAAAUGGCUAGCUAUAACAAAAGAAAACAAAUUAAAGAAGGAACAAAUUGUCGAAUUUUUCAAAAGUUUAUUAAAAAAAAAGAAAAAAAAAGUAUGGGAUACAUUAAAUGAAUAUGUGAGUACAUGUAGAAGAAAGAAGAUACAAAAUAAAAUAGCAGAUUUAUACUGUAUGAAGAACUAUAAGAAAAAAGCAUUUAUGUCAUUGUUUAUGUAUUCAAAGAAUGUUAUGUAUUUUAAGACAUUAAAUAAUAUAGCACAAUCAUAUUUAAAAAGAUUAUGUAUAAUAAAAUGGAGAAAUAUAACAAGAGAGUUUUUUAAAAGAAAGAAAGAAUUGCAAAAUAGACAAUAUCAUUUUGACUUAAAUAUACAAAGAAAAUAUUUUCGUAUUCUUUUGUUAUUUGUUCAUUUUCGUGCUAUAAAAAAGAAAAAGUUCCUACAUUUCAAAGAAAUACAAUACAAAAUAUGGAUAUAUCGAUAUUUCAAUGAAUGGAAGAAUUACAUAAAAAUUAAACAAAAUAAAAAGGAAUUUCUUGAAAACAUGAAAAAUUUAUUCAACAGGAAAAAAAAAUUACAGUUUUUAAGUAAAUGGUAUACUUCAUUUAUAAUAAAUGUCAAAUUUAAAGAGGUAGAAAAAAUUAUUGCUUUCAAAUUUAGUAUUCUUACUUUUGAAACGUUAUUUCUAUAUAAUCAGAAAAUGAAGAGGAUUGAAUUGUUUUUAAGAAAUCGAAGCAAAGUAUUUAUAUGUCAAAAUAUUAUAAAAAGAUGGAAACACUAUAUAAAAAUUAAAAGGUUAAAAAAGCAUAUAAGAUUAAAGAAUUGUCAUUUAAUAAAAGAUAAAUAUUUUAGUACAUGGAAAAAAACAUUCGAUAAAGUAAGAAAGAGAAAAAUUAGGGAAAGCAAAAUAUAUAAAUAUAGGCAAACAAAAGAUAAGAAUAUUGUACAUUUAUUUUAUAAUGAAUGGAAGAAUGUCUUUUUACAAAAUAAGAAUAUAAAACAUUUUGUCUAUGUAAUAAAUAAUCAUUUAUUAUAUAAAUUAAAAUAUAGAUCAUUUGUUGUAAUAUACAAAAAUUGUGAGUAUUACUCAACCUUACAAUUUUUGUUUAAUAAUUUUUUAAUAGAUAAAAGAACUAAAAUAAAAAGAAAUGUGUUCUCUAUAUUAAAAUGUAAUACAAAAAAUAGGAGAACACAUAAAAAAGCCAUUCGUUUUUUUUAUAAUAAUAUAAUGUCAAAAUAUUUUAACGCUAUCAAAAUAUAUCGACAAAGAAGACUCACAUAUAGGAAGAAUGAACAAGAGUUGAUAAAUAAGAGAAAAGCUACAUAUUUCUAUGCUAUUAUGAAUUUCUAUAAUUUUCUUAAUAAGGUUAAGAGUAAUUUUUAUCAAAUAAGAAUAAGGGUAGAUAAUAAAAUAAAAAAGGAGUUCUUUAGCAACUGGUUCAUAUUCGUGAUGAAAAGAAAAAAAGAAAGGAAUACAUUUUUGUCAGUACUAAGAAAAAGAGUAAAUAAGGUGAAAUCUGAAAUUUUCUUUAAUAUGAAAAGAAGGGUCAACAAAAAAAAAUAUGUUCUUUUAUUAUUAAAUAGAAUGGAGGAAUUAAUAAAAAAUAAAAUAUAUCGUUAUGGCAUAAACCAAUUGAAGAUAAAUAGAAAGUGUUCCAAAAUACACGAGAAAUUAUAUUUAAAAAUGCAAAAAAAAAUGAACCAGAAAAUAUUACAGAAAUGCUUUAAGACGCUGAAGAAUCGUAUAUCCAAAAAAAGAAAAAGAGAACUAGAGAAGAAUAUGGUUUCUUUUUUCUGUGAACAAUUAUUUAAGAAAAAAUAUUUUAAUAUAAUUUGUCAUGUUUCUAAAAUAAAAAUGAUGGAAAGAAAUAUGAUUAUUUUAAAAAUAGGAAAUAAUCAUUUGUUUUAUUUGUUAAGAAGACAUUUUGAUAUAUGGAAAUAUUAUAUUGAUAAAAAAAAAGAAUAUAAAAAAAAAAUUGAACUGAUUAAUAUAAAUAAGAAAGCCAAAAUAUUUUACUUCAUGUUAUAUUUAAAAAUUAAAAGUAAUUAUGAUAAUAUCUAUGUAUUAUAUAAGAUGUACAGUUUAUUUCAUUCAUCUAGUUGUAAGAUGAUAAAUCUUGAUGAAGCACUUAAAUAUAGAAGUAAAUUGAAAUGUUGUAAUAUAGAUAUUGAUCGAAAUUAUAUACUUGGAUAUUAUGAAAAUCAAAAUAAAGAUCUUGAAGAUCGUGUUUAUGAAUAUAUGGAUUUUCCUUUGUCUAAUAAAAAAAAAUAUAUGUUACACAAAUUUUUAUAUUUAAAAAAGAAAGUUGUAAUGUUAAGCAAAAUAUAUAACGAAAUAAAAUUUGAACAGGAUGAUUUAUUAUAUUUGAAUAAAAUUAAAUACAAAGAGAAAAAAAAAAAAAAACUACAAGGGAUACAAAAUCAUAUACAUAUAUGCUAUAUGUUGAAGAAUAGUAAUAUGAGUAGUUUGUUAUUAAAUUAUUUAUUGAUGUAUGAUUAUUAUGAUAUGUAUUAUUUCUGUCUACAUAUUAAAAAGCAUUUUAAUAUUUUAUACAAUUAUUUUUUUAAUUUCUUGUCUGUAAAAAUGAAAAAAUUAUUAUUGAAGUUUUUUAAGAAGAGUAUUUCUCUUUCUAAUUUUAUAAAGAUGAUAAGUAUAAAGGAUAAGGACAUACAUCAGCAUUUUAAGAUAUUAAUAUUUAUUUAUUAUUUGUUUAGUCGUUAUAUUAGAUAUGAUCACAAGAGUGAUGAAUGUGAUAAUAAUACAAUGGAUGGAAAUAAUAAACUUGUGAGUGAUAUCAAUAAUAAUAAUAAUAAUAUAUGUGUUAUUAUAACAAAAGUAAUAAACAAUUUCCUAUAUAUCAAAGAUAGUUAUGUUGAUGAAGAAGAAUCCGUAUCUGACCUGCACAAUAAUAAUCUAAAUAUAAAAAAAAAUAAAUUAAAAGGCUCAAAUAAAUUAAAUAAGAAAUAUAUAUCUAAAAAGGAAAAAAAGAAAAAAAGUAUAUAUGUGGAUAAAAAAAUAAAAAGAGAAAAUAAAAAUAUGUUAAGAAAAAGUUGUAAUAAUAAAUAUGUCGUAUAUCUUAAUAGUGAUAAGAAAAAUAAAAAUGACAACAAAAAAAAAAAUGUUCAUGAGUACAUGAAUUGUAAAUUGAAUAAGAUGUCAAAUAUGAAUUUAUUUAUGUCACAAGUGUCAUGCAUUUCUUCAGUAGGUUCAUCAAAUAAUAGUGAAGAAUAUAUAAUAAGAAGAAAUGAAGAAAUAAAUGAAAAGGAAAAGGACAUUAGAAAUAUAUCUAUAAAUAAUAUUUAUAAUAAUAAAAAUAAUUAUAAUUAUAAUUGUAGUGGUAUAAACAAAAUGUGCAUAUUAAGCGGUUACAAAAAUAUACAGGAGGAUUUAUUAAAAAACCGAAUUGAAGAGAAUAUGAAAGAAUAUAUAAGACAAUUUUAUGAAGAUUUAAAAAUUUAUAUUUUAUCAAAUUUUCGAGAUACAGACAAUAGUUCAAGUAACAUAAAAAUUAAUUAUUCAUUUUUAUUAUUAAAUGUUGAAAAGAAGAAAAUAAUUGAAAUGUAUAUAUUUUUUAAAAGAUUUAAAAAAAGUGUAAUAUCAUGGAAAAUGUAUUGUAAAUAUAAAAAAGAGAGAAGAGAAAUUGAUAUAAAUAAAAUGAAUAAUAUAAAAAAUAAGAUGACAAAAGAAAUCGUUGAAAAAUAUUUUGGUAUAUGGAUUAUAUUAUUUAAUGAAAAAGUUAAAGAAAUAAAAAAGAAAAGAAAAAUAUUUUUAAAAAAACAUAUACAUUUGAUAUUUAUUUCAUGGCAUAAAUUAAUACAAGUAAAUAAUUAUGAUAAAGAAAAAUUUAAAGAAUUAAAACAAGUCUGUUUUAAUAGAAUAAAAAAAAUAUAUUUUGAAAAACUUUAUUUAUAUUAUAUAAAAAUGAAGAAUGAGAAAAGAAAUUAUGCAAUAAUUAAAAAACAUUGUAAUAAUAAAAAGAAACAGACAUUUUUUUAUGUAUGGUUAUUAUUAUAUCAAUAUGAAAAAAAAUAUUAUUAUAUAAAUAAACAAAUGAAUAAUAAAAAAUUACAAGAAUAUUUUUAUAAAUGGAUAUAUAUAUAUGAAAAAAAACAAAUAUAUAUACAUUUUUGCAACACACUAAAUGAACUGUUUUUUAAAAAAUAUAUAUUUAUUCCUAUUAUUAAACAAUUCAAAUUCUAUAAUUAUAUAAAAGAGAAAAAGGAGAAUAUAGAAAAAAAAUAUUUUCUUAUAUAUUAUAAUAUAAUAAAAAAAAAUAAUAUUCUAAACAAAUUACAAUUAUAUAUAUAUACAUCUAUUCAAUAUAAAGAAUUAAAAUAUCUCUUUUCUGUUUGGAAUAAGAAAUAUAAGAAAAGAAAGAUAUGCAGAGAUGAAUUGCAGCAAAUUAUAAUAAAUAAAAAAAGAAAAUAUUUAGACGAUUGGCUAGCCAAAUAUAAUGAAAGUAAAAAUAAUGUUAUAAAAAAAUAUAUGCAUAUGAAUAAUUUUAAAAGGAUGUUAUAUUGGAAUAAAUGGAUGUCUUAUCAUCGUUAUAUGAAAAUAAUAAAAAAGAAUAAUAAAUAUUUAUUAUUAAAAUAUUUUUCUAUAUAUAAAAGAAAAUAUAAUACAAAUGUAGUAAUACAAAAUUUUAUCAAGAACAAAAAUAAUAAAUUAAUAAAAGAUAUAUUUACUGUUUUAAAAGAAUAUAAAGAGGUUAAAAAAUAUCAUAAACAUAUAGAAGAAUACUGUAAAACAUAUUAUAAGAAAAAGACAUUGAAGAUGUAUUAUUCUUAUUGGUUAUAUGAAUAUUAUAAAAUAAAGAAAAUUAAAAAUGUGUUACAUUAUAUGUUUAAAAUAUAUAAUGAUAAGAUGAAAAGAGUAAUUAUGAAUAAAUGGAUAGAAUAUAUAAAUAAAAAAAGAUUUUUAAGGAAUAAUCAUAAUAAUAUUGUAAAAUCUAAAAAUAAUAUAAUAAUAAACAAAUGUUUUUUGAUGUGGAACAAAUUAUAUAAUUUUUUAAAAAAAAAGAAAAGAAAUAUAUUAUAUACAUAUAUGCAUAUUUGGAGUAUUCAUUAUAAAUUUGUAUGUUUUAUUAAAAAGAUAAAUAUAUAUCUAUAUAAUAUAUAUCAAAAUAAUAUAUUUUCUUUUUAUUAUAUUUUAAAAAAGAAAAAUGAAAAUUAUUAUUGUUUACAAGAAAAAGGCAAAUUUGUAUUUAUUCAAAAUCAAAUAUGUGAAUAUUUAAAAUAUAAAAAUGAUAUGUUAUAUGACACAUUUCAUUCUUUAUAUAUAUAUAAAGAAAAGAAUAAGACAUUAAGAAAAUAUUUAGAAUUAUAUAAAAUGAAGAAUAUACAAAAAGAGAAAAGAAAAAUAUUUUUUAUAUUAUUAAAAUAUAAAAAUAUAAAAAAAAAGAAAAAUAUUUUAUUGUCAACAUUGUAUACAGAUAUUAUUAAUCAAAAAAAAGAAUAUCUUUUAAAAAAAUAUUUUAUUAUAUUAACCAAUAUAUAUUUUUAUAAUUACCAUUUAAAUGUUUGUGAGAAAACCAUUAAUGAUAGAAGAGAAAAGAGAAUAAUAAAUUGUUUCUUAAAUAAGUGGAAGGAAUAUAUUAAAGAAUGUAAACAAUUAAAUUAUUUAGACAUGUUGUCACAACAAUUUUUAAAUUAUCGUAGGAAAUCUGAAUUUAUAAUUUCAUUAAAACAAUAUUAUGUAGAACAUAAAUGGAAAAAUUAUUGUGAAUAUAAUUCAUUAAUUUUUUAUAAAAAAGUACAAGAAAGAAUGUUAUCUAACUUUAUUAAAUUUUGGAUUAUGAAAGCCAAUCAAUUUGAAUAUUUCCAACAAAAAUUUGAUGAAUUUCAAAAACAAUAUAAUAAAAAUAUUAUAAAAAAAUAUUUCUUUCUUUUAAUUUUUUCUAUAAAUAAAAUUAAAAUUGAGAAGAAAAAUUUCGAUAUUGUUCAUUUGAAAAGAAUCAAAAUGAUGAAGUAUAAAGUUUUUUAUUAUUUAUAUGAUAUGACAAUGUCUCGUAUUAAAAAAUAUGAACAAGUCAUGACAACACUGAAACAUCAAAAGGGGAACGAAAUAUGUUUGAAAAGAAAAUUUUAUUUUGCUUUCUUGAAUUAUAUCAAAUAUAAGAAGAGCAUUCACCAAAUAUUAAUAACUCUUCAGGAUAAAAAAAACGUGAGCCUUCUGAGAAAAUAUUUUUACAUCUUUAUCUACAAAUAUGUUACAAAUAUGAAUCAUUAUAAAUAUUAUUAUUAUAAUAAGUUUUUGUCUUUGUGGAAAUAUUACAUUGUCAUGAGGAAGGGGCACAAAUCGAGUCAAAAGAGUGAUGAAAGUGAAAGUGUAGAUGGUCAGGUGGGAGGAGCUGAAUAUUAUGACGAGGAAGGAGAUGAAGAAGAUGAAGAAGAUGAAGAAGAUGACGAAGGUGACGAAGAUGACGAAGAUGACGAAGAUGAUGAAGAUGACGAAGAUGAUGAAGAUGACGAAGAAGAUGUUGAGAAUGAAGAUCUCAAUGAUGAGAAUGAAGAUCUCAAUGAUGAGAAAGAAGAUAACCAUGAUGAGAAAGAGGAUGUCUAUAACGAUAAAAAUUACAAUAACGUAGAUAAUAACGAUGAUAACAAUAAAGAAGAAAAUAGUAGUUAUGAAAAAUUUUCCUCCGAGAACCAUAUUAAUAAUAAAGAUCAUGUUGAUUUUUUUGUUGACAUAUUAGAUGAUGAAAUAAAAGUACAAAAAGAAACAAAACCAUUUGAUAAUAGUAGUACUUCAAAUGAUUCUUUGGGUUAUUCAUCUUGCAUUUUUAAAAUUGAGAAAAAAAAUUCCAAUCAAAAUAAUAAGAAAGAAAAAAUAGUAGAAAAUAAUAAUACGAGAGAUUAUAUAAAUUCAGGAAAAGAUAAUUUGAAGGAAUCUUUUGAAACGAAGGAUGAUAGCGACACAUCUUGUUCUAUAGAUAUUAACAAUCUUGUCAUGAUAAAAUAA
Molecule: messenger RNA, 9807 nt
Organism: Plasmodium gaboni
Lineage: Eukaryota; Apicomplexa; Aconoidasida; Haemosporida; Plasmodiidae
Exons: 7
Coding region: 1-9807 (3268 amino acids)
Biological process (GO): ribosomal large subunit assembly
Cellular component (GO): preribosome, large subunit precursor
Molecular function (GO): rRNA binding
Source: RefSeq, a predicted model, not a curated record